This is a messenger RNA of Penicillium atrosanguineum, 1122 nucleotides long. RefSeq lists its product as uncharacterized. The coding region runs from base 1 to 1122 and encodes 373 amino acids. NCBI's taxonomy places the organism in Eukaryota, Fungi, Ascomycota, Eurotiomycetes, Eurotiales, Aspergillaceae. The transcript is spliced from 2 exons. The record is from RefSeq and is a predicted model, not a curated record.
AUGGCCACCAUCACCGAAACCACCACCAGACUCACAGCUCCUGUGGGGAGGUUGUUUUCCCAGGGCCCCGACUUCAAGUAUGGCGAUUUCCGCGAUGACCUGCUACAAAAUGGAUAUGCAGUGGUCAAGGGCGCCGUUCCCCGCGAACGGGCCCUGAAAUACGCCGACGAUAUCUAUCAGUGGCUGGAAGACUUGUACGUAUCAACUAUCAGCCAUGCAUUGCAACCACUAAUUCAGUCACAUAGUAACCUCGGCUUCAAGCGAGAUGACCCCUCAACCAUCCACAAAGACCACCUCCCCGACAUCAAUGAGAAGGGAAUGUGUCUAGGUUACGCUAUUUCCCAUGAAUCCUUCACUUGGGCAGUGCGUCAAGAACCCGAGGUUACUAAGGCUUUCGAGAAAGUCUACGACACCGAAGACCUUAUCGUUAGUUUUGAUUCGGUCAAUAUUGGAUUCCCUAAUCGCAAGGACAUGCAACCCAACAAGCCCUGGCCGCAUCAGGAUCAAGAUCCCGAGGAGCCCGGUUUCCGGUGCUUGCAGGGACUGGUGAACCUGCUUCCCAAUGGUCCCAAAGACGGAGGCUUGAUUGUCUGCAAGGGUGCCCACCGACUUAGUGAAGAGCUCCACGAGGAGUUCAAGGAUGAGGAAGAGAAGGUCUGGACGUGGUAUAUGAAGCCCCGCUCCCAUAUGAAUACUCAUCUUAACGAAUCUUUUAGGACUCGACACUGGUAUGGUCUCACUACAGCCAACAUGAACUGGCUUAAGGAAAAGGGUUGUGAAUGGAUCAAGGUCGAGGCUGAGCCUGGUGACCUGCUUCUGUGGGACUCGCGCACUCCUCACUACAAUGUCUCCUCCGAGUCCGACCAGAACCGAUUCGCCGUUUACACAUGCUAUAUGCCUGUCGCUGAUGCAACAAAGGAGGAAUUGGAGGUCAAGAAGAAGGCUUUCGAGGAGACCAAGAUGACUACCCACUGGCCGAAUGCGAAGCAUGUGGUUGAGCUCCCUGUUACGCGAAAUGGAGAGCCUGAUCCAUACCAGCGCACUAGUCCUCAGAAGCCUGUUCAGCUUUCAGAGAGGGGUUAUAAACUGACUGGUAUCCCUUAUCUGGAGUCCAUGGCUUAA